GCCUGAGAAGUGAGAGGAGCUCGGGGCAGGGCCCAGCCCCCUGCCAAGGCCAACCCCUGGAACAGCUGAAGUGGGGCUUGUGGGGCAGGGGUGACCAACUGGGUCUGAGGUCCCAUGGGGGAGGCGUAAGGUGAGCAUCUUGGGAGGGGAGGCUGGGACCCCUCAGCUCCGGCCAUGAAGUCUCGGCAGAGGGGGAAGAAGAAAGGCGGAUCGAAGGAGCGGGUGUUUGGGUGUGACCUUCUGGAGCAUCUCCAGCUCUCAGGCCAAGAGGUACCCCAGGUCCUACGGAGCUGUGCAGAAUUUGUGGAGGAACACGGAGUGGUGGAUGGGAUCUAUCGCCUCUCAGGGGUCUCUUCCAAUAUUCAGAAACUUCGGCAGGAGUUUGAAGCAGAGCGGCGGCCUGAUCUUCGGAAGGACAUCUACCUACAGGACAUUCACUGUGUCUCCUCCCUCUGCAAAGCCUAUUUUCGAGAGCUGCCGGACCCCCUGCUCACCUACCGGCUCUACGACAAGUUUGCGGAGGCAGUAGCUGUGCAGUUAGAGCCUCAGCGUCUGAUCAAGAUCCGAGACGUCCUCGGGGAGCUGCCUGGCCCACACUACAGGACCUUGGAAUACCUCAUGCGUCACCUGGUGCAUAUGGCCUCCUUCAGCGCUGAGACCAACAUGCAUGCUAGAAACCUGGCCAUUGUGUGGGCCCCCAAUCUGCUGAGGUCUAAGGACAUAGAAGCCUCUGGCUUCAAUGGGACAGCAGCCUUCAUGGAGGUGAGAGUACAGUCCAUUGUGGUUGAGUUCAUCCUCACACACGUUGACCAGCUCUUUGGGGGUGCUACUCUCAUGGGUGGCGAGGCAGAGACUAGCUGCCGUAUGCUCCCAACAUCACGGGGAACGUUCAGCCCUGAGGAGCCCCUGUCCAGACACUUGUCUUACCACCUUCCCAGUGUUCUGCAAGCUGGGGAUGGCCCCCCACAGAUCCGGCCCUAUCAUACAAUCAUCGAAAUUGGGGAUCACAAGAGGAAAGGGUCUCUUAAGGUCAGGAAGUGGAAAUCCAUCUUCAAUCUGGGUCGUUCUGGCAAUGACACCAAGCGCAAGCCACCCAGGGUGGGUGAGGACAGGGAGGAAAAAUCUGACAAAAUGUCACUGCGACCAGCCAAGAGCAUGGAUUCAUUGAGUGCUGCAGCAGGAGCUAGCGAUGAGGCAGAGGGGCUGGGGAAGGCCAGUAGUUCUCGCCCAAGCCCCCUUCAGUUGGAGAGUCUCGAAGAUGUCUCUAUGGCAACAGAUGGAGAGAGGGAGGCAGAGGUGGAACCAAAGAGUGGGACGAGCUCUGAGCCAGGCACCCCUAGAACAGGUCGAGCAGGAACACGGGCACCAGGUUGUAGUCGGGCAGAGCGCUGUGCUGGAGUCCAUAUCUCUGACCCCUACAAUGUGAACCUUCCCUUGCACAUUACAUCCAUCCUCAACGUACCCCCCAACAUCAUCUCAAAUAUGACAGUCGCACGACUCACUCGAGGACUUGAAUGCCCUGCCUUGCAAGCCCGACCUAUUUCUGGUCCUAGCCCUAGCUCUGGACCCCUAGAUGAGAAGAUGGAGCCAAGCUCAGUCCCAGCUCCUCUGGUCCCCAACCCUGAAUCUCUCAAGCCAGACCCCACUUUGCCCCCAGUCCAGGAGGACUCCCUGUCUCAAGAAGUGCAGGAUUCCUUCUCUUUUCUGGAAGAUUCUGGGAGCAGCUCAGAACCAGAAUGGGCAGUUGGGGAAACCAGGGAUGCAGUCCUGGCAGAGGGAGCCUGUUCCACUGGGGAAGAUGACCCUAACAUUGGUUACCUAGAGGAACUCAUGGGUGCUGGACCUCAGGUGGAAGAAUUCUCUGUGGAACCACCUCUGGAUGACUUGUCCUUGGAUGAGGCAUUGUUUGUCCUGGCUCCUAAUUGUUGCUCCCCAGACAUUGGGAACUCUGAGCAGGAAGAAGACUUUGGAGAGGAUGUUUUCCUCAGUGCCUAUGAUGACCUGAGCCCACUGUUGGUUCCUGAACCCCAAAGAGGAGAGGAUCUAGGAAGUAGGAAUGAUGAAGCUGAUGGAGGUCAAACCUCUUCAGAGGAUGGAGGGGAAAGGGCUUACAAGGAAACUGGAGAGAAUAAGAUGAAGGAAUCUGAGAGAGUCUUUGAGACUAAGGAAGAGGCAGAGGGCAGUCAGGAACCUGAGGCUAGAGUAGAUAGGGAAAAGGGAAGAGAGGCUAAGAGAAAUGAAAAGGAGGAGGUUGAAGAAGUGAAGACCAAAGAGCAAAAGGAAGCUGAGGAGGAGGAGGAAGUAAAGGAUGAGGAAGAGCUUAGGGGAGAGAAGACUGAGGGUGAAGAGAAACCUGGAGGAAUAGCAGAAGUUGAGCAUGAGGAAAAUAUAGCGGAAGAAGAGAAGACAAAGAACCAAGACAAGACUGGAAUAGAGUCACAAGUUGAGGAUGAGAAGAUAGGGGGAAAGCAGAAGGCUGAUGGAGAGAAUACUGAAGGACAACAACAAACUAGCAGGAAAGAGGAGUUUAGGGGAGAGGAGGAGCAGGUAGAGGUUGGAAACAAUACAGUGGGUGGGGAAGUCAAGAGCCAAAGCCACCAGGACACCGAGAGGAACGGGAAAACUCUAGACAACCAUAAAGUUGAUGAAAAGAGAGAGACUAAGGCUGGAGAGGAAAGUGGAUGGAGGAACAAAGAAUCUGGAGAAAGACAAGAGGAUAGGAAAGAUAGAGGAAGCCUUGAGUGCGAUGCUGUGGCUAUCAGUGGCAAAAGGGAAUGUGGGGAUGGGGAGGCAGAUCAGGAGGCUAGAGUGGACAGUCUGUCAGGGGAUCUGGACCAAGUAGUGCCUUGGAGGUCUAGUAAUGUCAAAGGUCAUGAUGCCAAUCCUCCAGGGGUAGAAGUAGUUCCACAAUCCCCUAGGCCAGAAGACAGGGAACCUGAAGGGCAGACUACUCUUGAGAACUGUGUCCUGUACCCUUGUGCCCCAUCAUCCUCUGUGCCCCUCCCUGAACCAGCAGGCAGUGUGAGUAUGCGCCUGGCCUCCACCUUGGUCCAAGUUCAACAAGUCAGAUCUGUACCUGUAGUGCCCCCCAAACCACAGUUUGCCAAGAUGCCCAGCACACUGGGUAGCAAGAUCCAUGUGGCCCCAGCAAACCCAUGCCCACGGCCUGGCAGACUCGAUGGAACACCUGGAGAUGGAGUCAAAGGCAACCGGGCCUCCCGUUCCUCCUGGAGGAAUGGGGGCAGCCUUUCCUUUGACGCCGCUGUUGCCUUAGCACGGGAGAGGCAGAAGACAGAGGCUCCAGUCAUCAGGAGGACCCACACCUGUAUUGGGGGUGGGGAUGGAAGCCUCCUGCCCAGCCCAUCUGCCUCCAUCCUACCCCCAGCCUCUGUUUCCAGGCCUCUCAGCUGCUUGGAGGCCCCACUCCCGGCUCAGGAAGGGGCUGGACCCCGCAUCAGACACAGUCUGCCACCUGCAGAAUCCCAGCCUCUUAACACUGUCAUUCUCCCCCAACGCAGAACCUAUGCAUUUGAGGCACAUGCUGGCCUUGGGGAGGGGGAAGGGCUCUGAGGAGGGCUGUCCUCCAAUCAGGAGAGAUUCCCACUUCAAGGCUCUGACCCCUAGCUUCUGUUUUCAGACUGUACAAAGCCAGCCUCUUGGAUCAUCUGAAGCUUAGACAUCAUCAGGCAGAACUAGCCCUUGGGACACUCCUGGCUUCAGAGUCCUGCCCCAGGAUGUAGGUCCACUAGCAGAGGGAAGCAAAGUGAGGAGCCAGACUGCUGGGCAGACAGAACACUGAGGUGGUUCCAUUGAAAACGUGGAUGGGAACUCACUCAAUCCAAAUUCCUGUGCUCCUAUGAAGCUGGAGCUCCCUCUUCCUAGAGCCCACCAUAUCCCACUAGGGAUAUCCCUCACAUACACUAGGAUGUCUGUAACAGCUAGCUGUCUUCAUCCUGGUCUUGGUCUCUUGGAUAUUGCCUGAAAUGCAACACUUAACUGGGGAGGUGAAUGUUCAAGAAACCCAUUGAAGAAGCAGCAUCAGGGGGUCCUGGGCCCCUUCCAUAAAGGAGUUAGUCAGAGCUCCUUAACCCAUCCCCACCUUCAAGCUCCAGGGAGUUGGGGCAGUGGUGGGGUUCCUCUGCUGACCUCUCAGGUCUCCUCUCUUUGGAAAGACUCCCUUCCUUAUAGCCCCUUUAUGGGGGUGGAGGAAGGAAAAUGGAGGUAUCCUGACCACAGGCCUAUUGUUUCCUAUCAUGGAAAAGCACCAUAUGACCCUGUCUGGAGAGAUAGGUCUGUGGCUGUAGGGGGUGAUUUGAAAUAAAAGAUGUAUUUUUUCAUGUA
Molecule: messenger RNA, 4341 nt
Organism: Dromiciops gliroides (monito del monte)
Lineage: Eukaryota; Metazoa; Chordata; Mammalia; Microbiotheria; Microbiotheriidae
Gene: ARHGAP30
Product: Rho GTPase activating protein 30
Exons: 12
Coding region: 175-3570 (1131 amino acids)
Biological process (GO): small GTPase-mediated signal transduction
Molecular function (GO): GTPase activator activity
Source: RefSeq, a predicted model, not a curated record